Messenger RNA from Musca vetustissima, 1502 nucleotides. RefSeq names its product ribosome biogenesis protein NOP53. NCBI's taxonomy places the organism in Eukaryota, Metazoa, Arthropoda, Insecta, Diptera, Muscidae. Gene Ontology annotation, biological process: rRNA processing; ribosomal large subunit assembly. The coding region runs from base 27 to 1502 and encodes 491 amino acids. The record is from RefSeq and is a predicted model, not a curated record. The transcript has 4 exons. Gene Ontology annotation, cellular component: nucleolus. Gene Ontology annotation, molecular function: 5S rRNA binding.
UAUAUUUUUAUUUAAUUGGAGAAAAGAUGUCGGUGCAAAAGAAAAAACGUAUUUCGAAGAAAAAUAAAUCAGCAUGGAGGAAAACAGAUAUCCAAGAUGUUGAGGAAUAUCUCGAAGAACAGCGACAGGAGGAAAGAAUUGGAACAUUUACCGAAAAGAAAGAUGAGGAAUUGUUUAAAAUCGAUGUAACCCCAGCCGAUGCUAAGAAGCCCACAGCCUUAACAGAAAAACAAAAACGGAAAUUGAAUGCCAAAAAGCCCUUACGUUCUUUGCAAGUAUUGGAGAAUACUUCGAAGGUACAGGAUCCCAUUGUUAAGAGAAACAUUGUCAAACAAAAGAAAGCUGGCCGCAAUAUUGAAGAGGAAGUCAUCAAUCCCACUAAGCCCAGGCACAUUCAAGCAAAUCAAGAUCGAGCCAAAACCUAUGCCAAGGUUGAAGAAAAAGUCAAGAAAUUAGCUACGAAAAUACCCGAUACGAAUAAAGAUAUUUGGCAAGAAGAAGAUUUCCGUGAAAAGGUGCCUGGUUUGAAAGAUGAAAAGGGUUGGAUAUCAGAAGAAUUGGCCAAAUAUAAUGCACAAAAACUGGGACUGCCAGUGUACAAAAUUCAUGAUAGUAUAAGGCAUAGAACUACCAAAGCCAAGAAAUUUGAACCACCCCAUCCCGGUACAAGCUAUAAUCCAUCUCUACAAGAUCAUCAAAAGCUUAUUUCCGACAUUGUUGAGAAAGAAGAAAAACUCAUUAAGGAAGAGAAACAUUUAAAACGUGUUACCACCCAAAUGUUCCGUAAGGUUACAGCUGAGGAAAGGCAACAACAGCACAUACAAGAAAUGAGCGCCGGCCUGGACGAUGAUGAGGAUGAAGCUGAAGAAGGAGAUAACGAUGAAGGUGAUGAAAAUAAUGCUGGCAAAAAAUCAAAGAAAGCCAAGAAAGAAGAUCAAGAAGGCGAAGAAGACAAUUCCGAUGAUUCAGCUCCAUACGACAGCAUAAAUCCACCAGUAGAAAAUAAAAAGAAAAGUAAAGCACAACGCAAUAGAGAACUCCGCCAAAAAGAGCUACAAAAGAAACUGGAAGCGAAGAAAGCAUUAAAGAAACAAAUAGCCGAUUUGAAUCGUAUCAAAUCAUUAAAAACUGAAGUUCUGAUCGAAGAAGAAGAACUCAAGGAGGCAAUGAAACGACGCAAAAAGGCUGAAUUUAAAAAGAAAUUCGAAACAAAACGUCUGGGACGUUUGAAAUUCAAUGAACCCGAUCAGGAUGUAAAUAUGCCCGAAGAAUUGGCUGGUAAUGUACGUAACAUACAGACGGGUACAAGUCUAUUGGUUGAUCGUUUCAAGAACUUCCAGAAACGUAAUAUUCUGCCUGUUAGCGUGGCAACUGGUAAACAGAAGAAACCUAAAGUUAAACGUUUCCCACGUAGUACACACAAAGAUCCCGGAGUUUCUUAUCAAAUGCUGCGUGACAAACGUAUGGCUGAAAAGAAGGCUGCCGCCCAAGCUUCAAAGUAG